Messenger RNA from Crotalus tigris (Tiger rattlesnake), 1842 nucleotides. It is a transcript of the gene VSIG2, whose product is annotated as V-set and immunoglobulin domain containing 2. The coding region runs from base 72 to 1085 and encodes 337 amino acids. The record is from RefSeq and is a predicted model, not a curated record. Lineage: Eukaryota; Metazoa; Chordata; Lepidosauria; Squamata; Viperidae. The transcript has 7 exons.
CAGUUCUACCUGGUUUCAGUCGAGUUUCAAUUCUCCCAGGAAAGUCGUAGUCUUGUUAUUUUUCCUGAGAAAUGGACCCCAACGUGGUCUUUUGGAGUUGUCGACUUUCCUGCUCUCUGCUCUUCCUUUGGUCUUUUAACUAUGGGGGCUGUGUGGAAGUGACUGUGCCACAUGAUCCCGUGAUGCAGCAGAAAGGUUCAAACGUGAAAAUUCCUUGUCACUAUAAAACAUCGGUUGGCAAAAACUUUGUUUUGGAAUGGAGGUUUGCUGGUGGCUCAACGGCUCCUGAUGCUGGAUCACAGAUUCUGUAUUUUGCAAAUAAUGAGCUCUACAAACCAGGUGGGCAAGCUGACCGGCUCAGCCUCCUUCACAAUCCUCCCACGCUGGGAGAUGCUUCCAUCCAGCUGAACAAUCUCCAUCCAUCGGAUGCUGGCACUUACAUCUGCGAAGUAAACAACCCCCCAGAUUUCUAUGGCACUGGUACCGGGCUUGUGAAACUUGUAGUUUUAAUGCCACCAUCCACACCAGUCUGUAAAGGGUCCACCUCCGCACCUAUUGGAUCAGAUGUCAGCUUCUCCUGCAGUUCUUCUGAAGGUGUGCCCUCCCCAAUUUAUUCUUGGACUCUGCUGGAUUCUAAACAGCCACUUCCUACCUCCAACAUGGUGCAAAACCAAGAAAAGGGAACUCUCCUAUUGACCAACCUCACACUUCAGUUGUCUGGUACCUACAGCUGCACUGCUACCAAUGAGUUUGGACACCAUAGCUGCCAAAUCUCUCUCCAUGUGACAGGUAUUUCAAAAGCUGGGGCCGUUGCAGGAGCUCUUAUUGGGGCCAUCUUAGCCCUAUUCCUGCUUGGAGCCAUUGUCCUCUACGUCUUGCAGCACAGGAGAAAAAAGAUGGCUAAGGAGAAGCCUCAGUCUGAAUACAGUGGAAAUGAAAUAAGGGAGGAUGCCACUGCUCCUGGAAUCUUCAGCCCCAAAGAGAGAAGGGACAGUAAAUCAGAAAGCCAACUCCUGGAAAAUGUCUCUUCUAGACCUGGGUCAGCCAGUACAACCAAAUCCCAACUAAAGAACUUCAUAGUCUGAAUUUGCAUCGCUAUUUUUUCCCUUAAAAGGCCAGCUUUGUUUUACUGCAGUGAAAGUAGGAUUCAUCUGAAAAACUCAUCCCAUCCAUGUUGCUUGGCCUUCAUCUACCACUCCUAAUCCUUUUGCUGCAUUGGUAACUGUUAAGUUACUUUCCUGCAGGUUUGUUUUAGGUUUUAUUUGUUUGUGAUGCUUGCUUGGUACCAUUUGCUUUUUGGCAUGUGUCUUUGGGCAGGUUAGGUCAAGAAACUGUAACCACAUGAAAAAGGAAAAAAAAAUCUUCAUUUCAACUUUUUUAUUUCUUAGCUAGACUGAGGGUGCAAAAGUCUAAUUCUAUCUCCUAUGCUAGUAAGAAUGUGGUUCAACAGAAGAAGUGCUGUAGAUUCUUCUGCUCACCACUUUUCAUGACUGAAUGCCUGUGGCCAGAAUGGAAGUUGCUGUUUUAACUUUCAUUUCUGGGGAGUUAUUCUUUGAUAUACAUCUCUGUCUCUAACCAGACUCUUUUUAAGGGACAUGGUCACUCACGAGGGAAGGGUGUAUGGCAUAAGAGAGGCAUGUUGCAGAAAGUUCCCACACUGCAAGUGCUUUACAUGAAACUGUCCUUUGAGACGGUUUGGAAACCACAAUUGUUUGAACUUAGUAAUAAUAAUAAAUAGUAAUAGUAGUAAGGUUGGAAGGGACCUUGGAGGUCAUCUAGUCCAACCCCCUGCUCAGGCAGAAAAAUCUACACCAUUUUGGACAAAUGGCUGUCCAGUCUCUU